GAGGCACAGAAGGAGACUGCGAGAGGAGCAAGGAAUUACACACAAAAACAGCAGAACCAGAACACCCUCCCCUGGACACACCCUGCCGAGGAUCACUGCUUCUCUUUUUUCUGAAACAUCACCCACGCCACUCGGAGAGAACGCUCUCCCUCAUCAUCAUCCAGUAGAAAAGCCCUUUCUCCUCAUUUUCAUCCUAUAGAGGACACAUACAAUCUCAGAGGGCUGAGAUCCCUUGGCGAAGAUUGUAUUUUUUUCCUUUUUUUCUUUUUUUUUCUUUUAAGUUUGACUCCUGACAGAACAUAAGGGCCAUAUAAUAUAAAGGCCGAAGAGCAUAUAAGAGACUCAGCCUUCAAAUUCAAGAUCAGUGCAAAGGAGGACCUAGAUUUCUUUCAUUGUACGUCAAGAAUGGUUACUAUAAUCAGCACCAUGGAAACCCAGGUGUCCAACGGUCCAAGCGGAACCAGUCUGCCUAACGGUCCAGUCAUUAGCACAAAUGGCUCCACAGAUGACAGUAAAACCAACCUGAUCGUCAACUAUCUGCCUCAGAACAUGACCCAGGAAGAAUUCAAAAGUUUGUUUGGUAGCAUUGGAGAAAUUGAGUCCUGCAAGCUAGUCAGAGACAAGAUAACAGGACAGAGUUUGGGAUAUGGUUUUGUAAACUAUGUUGAUCCAAAUGAUGCAGACAAGGCUAUUAACACACUCAACGGUCUCAAAUUGCAGACUAAAACAAUCAAGGUAUCGUAUGCCCGGCCAAGUUCGGCUUCCAUUCGUGAUGCCAACCUUUACGUGAGUGGACUCCCCAAAACCAUGAGCCAGAAGGACAUGGAACAGCUGUUCUCCCAAUAUGGUCGAAUUAUCACCUCACGGAUUUUAGUGGACCAAGUUACAGCAGGCAUAUCACGAGGAGUGGGCUUCAUCCGGUUUGACAAGAGAAAUGAAGCAGAGGAGGCCAUCAAAGGACUGAACGGACAGAAGCCUUUGGGUGCUGCCGAGCCCAUCACUGUCAAGUUCGCCAACAACCCCAGCCAGAAGACAGGCCAGGCCUUACUGACUCAGCUGUAUCAGACUGCUGCUCGCCGCUACACGGGGCCCCUCCACCACCAGACUCAGCGUUUCAGUGUGAUCCCUUCACUUGGAAAGGGACCAGAUCCAAAUAACAGCUCAAAACCAAUACUCGACAAUUUACUAAACGCCAGCUACGGAGUUAAGAGUUCUCCUACUCUCUUCCCCAGAUUCUCACCCAUCACCAUUGACAGCAUGACCAGUUUGGCAGGGGUCAACCUUACUGGUCCGACUGGAGCCGGCUGGUGCAUCUUUGUGUACAACCUGUCCCCUGAGGCGGACGAAAGCGUCCUGUGGCAACUCUUCGGGCCUUUCGGUGCUGUCACCAAUGUCAAGGUUAUCCGUGACUUCACCACCAACAAAUGUAAGGGCUUUGGCUUUGUCACCAUGACCAACUACGACGAAGCUGCCAUGGCUAUUGCUAGCCUUAACGGCUACCGCCUGGGUGACCGCGUGCUGCAGGUUUCCUUCAAGACCAGUAAGCAGCACAAGGCCUGAGAGAGAGGCUGCUGGCGCCAGCUCCUUCAACCUGCAGGGAGAGCAGCUCCCUGUGCCAUCACUCUACAUGGGCCUGGACUGAGUCUCUCUCACACAAAUUCAUAAAACGGAAUCACAGACACAGACAUGCAGAUACAUGCAUACAUGCACACACAUAACACAAACAUAUCCAUAUGCAAGCAUACACAAGUCAGAGUUUCAAGUAAACACACUAGUGGAGUUUUUCUUUUCUCUUUACACAACAUGCUAGUCCUUCCCUAUAUUUGCCUGGAUUGAAUUAGAAGGGGUACGUAGCGGGUGGUGUUGGGUAGGGACAAGAGCUAUCUAUUUAGGAGACAGUCUAACGAAUGUGACGGAGAAUGUGUACUGAGUGCUUUGAUUGAAUUCAGGCAAAUAACAACAACUGAUGAACAAAACGAUCAAACAAUUUAAGUGAACGAAAUAUGUGCAAUUUACCCAAACUCUUACCCCACCAUCUCUCCCAUUAUCUUGCUGGAGAGAAUGUAGUCACUUUUUUACACUUGGGCAUUUUGAAUCAGCAAGUUUUUUUAGAUCAAAGAAAAUGAAAUUAAAAAACAGUGUUCUCUUAUAUACGUCUAUUAAAAUAUAACUAUAUAUUCAAUAUUUAAGGUGGUUAUAAUAGCCGAGUAUGUAAGCAUUUUCUAGAAACUUUGACUACUGUUUCCUGACCUGCAUUAGGUGGUGCCUAGUGUAACGGCAGUUUCUCUACCCUAUCUGGGCUCGUUAGCUCAGACCCAAUAUGAUUUAGGUUAACUAGUGAAUACUGGUCACAGAAAAGAAUAGUCCGAAGGCCAUCAGAAUCACUUUCCCUCACAGUCUCACAACAAACAACACAAUAGUACACAUAUGUAUCACAGAAACACAGUUCAGUAACUAGAAGAUUUACACAUAUUUAGUCCAGUAAAGCUGUAUUUUUUCUAAUCGAUCCUUAAAAUGGAUUUAAUACAAGCAGACUGUCUGUGAACUUAGAGCAGAGUGGCAGAGCUCCCAUGGUGACAGUGUUCAUUAGUAAGUCUCUGGUGGCCGAGAGAGAGAUGAGUGCGAGGGGAAAAGUGUUUCAACAUAACACAGCCAUGUCAGAGGAAAAUACCGGUGUUUUUUUUUUUCACUUUUUGCAUCAUUUUCAGAUUCUCCACAGGCUGUUGUAUUUCGCAUGGCUCUGUCAGUCAUUAUCUGGCAUGAGAUCCUUUUAACUGAGAAGGCAUUUGGUGUUAAAAGGUCAAGAGAAGCUAAAGACGGACAAUUUUAAAUGCUCUUGUACUCAAGAUAUUGAGUAUAUUUGACGUAUUCAAUGUUUUUUGCAAAAGAGUUACAACUGAAACAUUGUGGACUCAACAACGGUCAAGGCUGAGAACUAAAACAGAUGAGCAAAAACUAAAGAGCACCGGUAUUAUUCCUAAGUGCACAGAUAGAAGCUCCCCAAAAAAAAAAAUGAGGUCAAAGUUUUACAUUUCAGUAGAAUUUAUGGGCUCUACAGUAAAAAUAUGACUAGAGAAGAUUAAGUAAACUGCAGUUCCUAAAGACUGAACACUUAAAGCUGACUUAGAGUCAUGUCUGCGAGUGAUGAUAUCCAGCAAUGUAAAGAUUAUCACUGAUCCAGUGAGGAGAAAUAUUAACAGCUCCUCCAACUUUGCUAAACGCUCCUCAGUUUUACUUUAAAACCCUUUUAUUCUCACAAAAGCUUCCCAGAAACUUUGAAUUCCUGCCCUGUCAAAAGAUGACUGCACAAAAUCAAGCUUGCAGAAAAAAAAAAAGUGUCAUAAUUAUUUUUCUGUUUACAACAGAAAAGUAUUUAUUUAUUUAUUUGCUUCAGAUCUGUUUGGCACUACCACUAAAAUAGCAUUUCUAAAAUAUCCCCAACCCAACUGCAUGAAGAUUAUUUAUGGCACCCUUGAUGAAACAUUAAGGCCAACCAGACUGAUGAUUUACCAUGGGGAGAGCUAAUGUCUUUCAAUAUCAAGACAACUGCACACGAUAAUAGAUUAAAUAAGGUCAACUAUAUUCAAGACACUUUUGCUUUUUGCUUUUCUAAAUGACGCUGUGUUAGCCAAAGAGGACGAUCUCUUUGAAAGGAUUACAUUAGAGAUAAAUCUAUUUUUAUACAUACAAAGGAACAAGACCUUGUGCUGAAUUUUUACAGAUUCUUAAGCUUGGAAAAAUUGGGACAUCGCAUGGCUUUAUUUUAAACCCUCUGAUCUUUGCAGAGCAAGGGGGAACAAGCAUGCGGUGUAUGGGUGGGGAUUUAGGGAGGGGGCGAAGGAACAAUGUAUCUCAUACAAAUGUAACUGUCUAACCAUAUCAAAACGAUUGAACUGAACCUAACAAAAACCAAUUUGAUGGAGAAAAAAGUUACAGUUAAACAGUUGGGGGUAUAACCUGACAGACAUAUCUAUACUUUUGACUGCUUAGACACACACACACACACACACACACACAUCUCUUGUCCUGAAGUUGUGUACAGUGUUGCUUCAAUGAUGGUGCAGUGAAAUUAAGUUCUUUGACUUGAGAAUCCCAGACAAAGUUGCAAUGAGCCCAGCUCAUGGCCCAGCUGGAAAAUUAAAUAGCUGCUUGCAAAAUAAAAUAAAAAAAGGUAAAAUGCAGAUUGAAACAGUGAUGCAGAUUCAUAAUGAAGAUUGAGCAUGAGUCUUUACGAUUAGAUAGAUUUGAUUUUUGCCAAAGAAUUGCUUUGCAAGUCAGUACAAGAAGGUUAAAUUAAGACCUACUAUAAUAUUCCCUGAGUAAUUGCUGUACAAAUCGAUGUUAUUUAUUGAAUAAGGACCCUCUACAAUUUCAGUUAUCAUUACUUUUGAACUUAUAAGUUGCGCAUAUCAGUUUACAUUUGUAAAUCUUUAAACCACUAAACCAAAAGCGGCAGAUGCAAGCAAUCCCAUUUGCACACAUUUCAUGCAGACACCGAAUGAUAAAAGGCAUAUCAAAAAAUAAACUGCGAUGAAUCAGUUCACCUCUUAACGAAGGAAAAAUGCAUCCUCCUAUAAUAUUUCCCCUGACAUUUAAAUCAUCUGCUUUGUCUUGUGACUACUUUAUCCUUCAAAACCAUUGCACCACUUCAAAUACUUAUACAGGCAUCUUUCAAUCUGACUCAUGCUGUUUCAUCCCCUGAAAUACUCUGAAUGAUUGUUGGUGGCAUGUCCAGAGCUGACCACAUAAAAGGACUAAUCUAGUUAUUUUUGGUCAUGCAAUUUGCAAGAGAUAGCACAGUACAACUGAGCACUUGGUGAGACCAGUGAUAGACGUUAGGAACAACCAAGAUAACAGGCCACGUUGAGCUGCAGCUGGAGUUGUUUACCCAGCCAUGUCCGAUGUAGAACAGUCAACCCACAAACCAAACCCGCAGUCCAAAAAGAACCUUCAUACAUAGUCUAUACAAAGACCAACAUCUGAUGUACAGUAAAGAGCCAAGGACCAUGGCAGGAAACAGUACUACACUGCUUGAGCAACAACAAUAAUCAUUUAAAAAAGACAAAAAAACUUUCCUAUGGAACAGUAAGUGCAAUGUGCUUUGUUUUUAUAUUGACUGAGAACAAAUGAUAUAUAUUUUUUAAAAAAGAAAUUAAAUGUCACACUGAAAAGGUUUGCGGAAUAGUGAAAGGAGCAAAAAAACGAACAGACUCAUUAAUAAAUCAAACAAGCAAUGAGAGCUCUGAUCUUAAAAUUGCCAUAAUCACUUCCUCAGCCCCUAAUUUGUGCUCUGACCAUGCUAGCUCAAACUGCAUAUUUGGCUGACUUAAUAGAGCAAUUCUCAAUGACCUUGAAAGGAAUCCUGUCUAAUAUAUCAUCAGUUUUAGCCCAUGUCAAUUUCAAAUAUCAUUUUUCCUGUAAUUUAUUGAUUUCAUUUACAUAUCAAGACUCACAUGUUAAAUUAGUGUAUUUGUGUUGUUGAUGUUGCCAUAGAGAACACACAUGGGUCAAAGAUUAUGUUUGGUUGCAUUGAUUGGGUAAAGUUUGUUAUUUUUCUUCCAUUAUUUAAUUAGUUGCAGUUUACAGUGUAUGCAGAUUUUAGACUUAGUUAGAUUUUUUUCUUUCAAUCAAUCUGUGUUCAAUUGUGUUUGUAAAGUCUGUGGUAGCUUUUGUUGCAACAUAAAAUAAUUUAAACAGAAAAAAUUCAAAAUAGCGCCAACAAACUUGUAUUAUUUGGGCGACUUUAAGCUUGUAGUUUUAACUUAUUGUUAACUUAAAAACUAUUUAUUAUGAUUAUUAUUAUUGCCUCGUAUAAAGUAUGUUUUGUGUAUAUUUAUGGUUUAUUUCAUUAUAUUUGCAAGUUUAAAAGAUUUUAAGUUUGCCAAAAUUGUGGUUACACCAUUUCGUUUCUUAAAAAGGGGGACAAAUAGAAAAACAGCUUUAGAAGUACGAUUUGGAAACGUUCUCCAUAGUCAAAGAAUGCACUGCUAUAUUUAACUAAUUGAAGUGUAUAAACAUACAUGCUUUGUGCUAGAUGUUAUGCCUUUACUGCCUGUGUUCUGUUUGUCUUGUUAAAUGAAAAUCUUUUAAUUAUUUAAUCUAAUCACAGUCUUGUUUUUUCAACCACUCGGUGAACCCCUGAGACAUGGCACAGCCCCUGUAGUGAGGCCUGCAACUAGCCAGGAAGUGAGGGGAUGUCCUCAGCUUGAUAUGCUCACAAGAAGCUUUCCUGUUUAUGCUGAUGGGUUGAGUUACAAAAAAAAAAAAAAAAAAAAAAAAAAAAAAGGAUAUUAGGGGUUCAGUUUACAUAGCUUCAUUGUAUACUGACAUCACCUGUAUCAAUUUCAAUAUCACUUUUUGCAUCUUAAGCCUCAAUACACAAUUGGAAACCUAGCCAGAAGCUCCAACAAAAAUAUUGCAGAGCUCAGAAAAGCUGCAGGAAGGUUUUCUUGGGAGUCUUUAGGGUACCGGAGGGGUGAGUGGUCCUUCUGUUUCUCAACCAACUGUAUUUUGUGUCUAUUUAUUUAGAAGAGGGGACGCAGUAACUUAGUGAUGUUUUUCUUACAUUUUCCUGGAAUGGUAGAACAAAUCAAAAGGUGAAAAUGAUCAAAACAGUUCCGUUGACACCAAUGUCAGCGAAAAAAAAAUACAGAAUCUCAUACUUCCAAACAUGACCAAAUGAACAAUAUCAAAAUUUAACAAAGAAAAAAAGAAAAGAAAAAAAAAAAACCUUUCAGUUUAGACUAGGAUAUUUAUUACUGGGAUUUCAGCUGAAGACGCUUGAAGACUUUUUCAUGGAAUUGUUUAAUUAUUUGUACUUUACAUGCCAGAAAAAAAUAAAAUAAAAGCUACAAAUAUGA
This is a messenger RNA of Archocentrus centrarchus (flier cichlid), 6860 nucleotides long. RefSeq names its product ELAV like neuron-specific RNA binding protein 3 (gene elavl3). Gene Ontology annotation, cellular component: ribonucleoprotein complex. NCBI's taxonomy places the organism in Eukaryota, Metazoa, Chordata, Actinopteri, Cichliformes, Cichlidae. The record is from RefSeq and is a predicted model, not a curated record. The transcript is spliced from 8 exons. Bases 406 to 1560 code for a protein of 384 amino acids. Gene Ontology annotation, molecular function: RNA binding.